This is a messenger RNA of Erigeron canadensis, 1704 nucleotides long. Its product is annotated as laccase-7-like. The transcript has 6 exons. Bases 1 to 1704 code for a protein of 567 amino acids. Gene Ontology annotation, molecular function: hydroquinone:oxygen oxidoreductase activity; copper ion binding. The record is from RefSeq and is a predicted model, not a curated record. Gene Ontology annotation, biological process: lignin catabolic process. NCBI's taxonomy places the organism in Eukaryota, Viridiplantae, Streptophyta, Magnoliopsida, Asterales, Asteraceae. Gene Ontology annotation, cellular component: apoplast.
AUGACACGUCCGUGGAUUUUGGUGAUAAUACUCCUUUCUUUAACGUUAUCAAUUGCUGACGCCGGAAUUGUGGAAACUUCAUUUCAUGUAAAAAGUCUAAGGGUAAAUCGGCUGUGCAAGAGACAAGUAAUAACGGCAGUCAACGGAAGCCUUCCAGGACCAACAUUGAAAGUCAAAGAGGGAGAUACCGUUGUUGUUCAUGUCUUCAACAAGUCUCCUUACAACCUCACCAUUCACUGGCAUGGGGUGUUCCAAAGACAAACACCAUGGGCCGAUGGGCCUCACUACAUCACUCAAUGCCCGAUCAUGCCCGGAAAUAGCUACACUUAUAAAUUCCACAUCACCGGGCAAGAGGGAACCCUUUGGUGGCAUGCUCAUGUUCGAUGGCUCCGUGCAACUGUCUAUGGUGCCCUUCUCAUCCGCCCAACAUCUGGUCACAAGUACCCUUUCCCCAAGCCCUUCCGAGAACACACAAUCCUUCUGGGAGAAUGGUGGAAUGCUAACCCUAUGGAUGUCGAGGAUGCUGCCUUAGCCGCAGGGGUGGCACCUAAUAUUUCCGAGGCCUAUACCAUCAACGGAUGGCCCGGGGAUUUAUAUUCUUGCCCUUCCAAAAAAACAUACAAGUUAGAAGUUGUACAAGGAAAGACUUAUUUGUUGCGAAUAAUCAACGCUGCACUCACCGCACAGUUUUUUUUCAAGAUCGCCAACCACAACAUGACUGUCGUUGCGGUGGACGCAGCCUACACGGCCCCCUACAGCACAGAUGUCAUUCUUAUUGCUCCGGGUCAGACAACAGAUGUCUUAUUGACCACGGACAUAUCUCCAGGUUCCUACUACAUGGCUGCGCGUCCCUACUUAAGUGCAGUAGGUGUAGUCCAAGUUAACAACAGCACCACCACCGCAAUCCUUUCGUAUAAAAACAUUAGUAAAUCAUCACCACCACUCCUCCCUGCCCUGCCAGCCUUGAACGACACCCCGACUGCCUAUACGUUUUCAAGUAAUCUAACAGCACUUACCACGAGCUGGAUUUGGUCGCCUGUACCACUUAAAGUGGAUGAAAACAUGUUUAUUACCAUCAGUCUUGGGUUAUCACCUUGUAGACCAAACCAAAUAUGUGUUGGACCUUUUGUUGGGCAACAAAUGUCGGCCAGCAUGAACAACCACUCGUUCGUUUUACCAUCCACAACGUCGAUCUUACAAGCUCAUUUCCACGAAAUUAGUGGGAUAUAUACUCCGGAUUUCCCUAACCAACCUCCCCUGAUAUUUGACUACACCAAUGCCAGCAAUAGUUUCAAUCCAUCACUACUUAUAACACCCAAAUCGACGAGCAUUAAGAGGGUAAAGUUUAAUUCAACGGUGCAGAUUGUGUUUCAGAACACAGCAUUAAUCGGGGUUGAAGAGCAUCCGAUGCACUUGCAUGGACAUAACUUUUAUGUUUUGGCUCAAGGAUUUGGAAAUUAUGAUGCGGUUAAUGACCCGAAAAAGUUCAACCUUGUGAACCCACAAGAACGUAACACUAUUGGCGUGCCUGUUGGUGGUUGGGCCGUCAUCAGAUUCCGAGCAAAUAAUCCAGGUGCAUGGAUGAUCCAUUGUCAUCUAGACGUACAUUUGUCAUGGGGUUUUGCCACAACUCUCAUAGUCGAAAACGGAGGGACACCAGAAACAAUGGUGCCGCCACCACCAGCAGAUUUACCCAAGUGCUAG